GAUCCAGUGUCCCCGGGUAGGACUUAAACCCAGUGUCCGUGUGAGCUGCCAUGACCUGGCGGCUUUAACUGCUCAGCUGUGCCCAGGCAGGUGUGCAGCUCAGUGCGUGUGUGUGUCAGUGUGUGUGUGUGUGUGUGUGUGUGUGUCAGGACAGAUGAGCUGAGCGUGUACCUGCAGGCUGCAGCCACAGCUCGAGCAGCAGAACACGCCCUGUCAGAGGAGAAGGUGGACGCACGCACUUUACCUGCAGAGAACAAGCGCAGCCCCGAUGCUCCGCCGCGGGCCCGCAGCUCCACCGGACACCAACCCGAUGAGACCAGGACUUUCCCCCCACGCACGUCUUCUCGUCCCCGGGAGCGUUUUAACCCGCGCCUGCUGCUCGGAUCACCUGGAGGUCCUGCGGGACUCCGCACAGAAAUAAGGCGGCUUCCUGCAGCGGUUCACUGCGUCGAUCCGGCGCCUGGUCCCGGGCACCAUGAGCAGGAAGACGCGGCGCUUGAUCCUACAUUUUUUCCUGUGCCUCGGAGUAGUGUACCUGAAGAUCGGGGGUCUGUCCUCGGUGGUGGCGCUGGGAGCGAGCAUCAUCUGUAAUAAAAUCCCGGGCCUGGCCCCUCGUCAGCGGACUAUCUGUCAGAGCCGGCCCGACGCCAUCAUCGUGAUCGGAGAGGGGGUUCAGAUGGGCAUCAACGAGUGUCAGUUCCAGUUCAGACACGGACGCUGGAACUGCUCGGCCCUGGGAGAGAGGACCGUGUUCGGCAGAGAGCUCAGAGUGGGCAGUAAGGAGGCAGCGUUCACCUACGCCAUUAUCGCUGCCGGGGUGGCCCAUGCCGUCACUGCGGCCUGCACCCAGGGCAGUUUGAGUGGGUGCGGCUGUGACAAGGAGAAGCAGGGUUUCUACAACCAGGAGGAGGGCUGGAAGUGGGGCGGCUGCUCAGCGGACGUCCACUACGGCCUGGAUUUCUCCAAGGUGUUUGUGGACGCGCGGGAAAUUAAGCAGAAUGCCAGGACUCUCAUGAAUUUACAUAACAAUGAAGUGGGACGCAAGGUCCUGGAGAAGGGAAUGCAUCUGGAGUGCAAGUGUCACGGCGUGUCAGGGUCUUGCACCACCAAAACCUGCUGGACGACGCUCCCCAAGUUCCGUCAGCUUGGAUACAUUCUCAAGGACAAGUACAACCAGGCCGUACAUGUGGAGCCGGUGCGAGCCAGCCGCAACAAGCGCCCCACCUUCCUGAAGAUCAAGAAACCCCAUUCCUACCGUAAGCCCCUGGACACGGAGUUGGUCUACAUCGAGAGGUCACCCAACUACUGCGAGGCCGACCAGCUGACCGGCAGCAUGGGGACGCAGGGUCGCCUGUGCAACAAAACGGCCCAGCAGCCCAACAGCUGCGACCUGAUGUGCUGUGGCCGCGGAUACAACACGCACCAGUACUCGCGAGUGUGGCAGUGCAACUGCAAGUUCCUGUGGUGCUGCUACGUCAGGUGCAACACCUGCAGUGAGAGGACAGAGGUGUAUACCUGUAAAUAGAGAUAUUUAUUGGACGUGUAUUCACCUGAAGCGAUGCCUCUAACUUGUGUUGAUGAUACGGACGCCAGUGCACAUCUGUCAUCACACUGGACUCCACCUGUGGGCUCAUACCUUUAUUUCUAUUUUUCAUAAUGCCACUUCAUGCUCCAGGCUUGACGUAUCACUGUUCUAUUGGCACGACUCACCUCAGACUGAUUGUUUGAUUUACUUUUUCUUUUUUCUAGACUAAUAAUUUAUUCAGUGAGAAAACUACUGAUCAUUUUUUUAAUUUCUCUGUCAGCUAAAUCUGGUGGGGUUUUAAGUUGGUGUAGAUGUCUGGCAUUUUAUUUAGAAAAUACUCAAGUGCACUUAAGAGCAAAAAUAAUUUUCAUUUCUUUUUUUUGUACAAGAUAUUUAAACACUGGAGCUGAAACCUGAAAGAGUCAGGGCUGAACUUGACUGACAGAUUUGGGAAGCUGCCGCUUGCGUGCAUUAAACCAAGUAGAGGAAGAUGAAACUACUGAUUCUGGACUCGGUCUGAUAGUAUUGUUUUGCGCUUGUUUCUUUCUCUUCCCCUCCAUUCUGCUGCUAGUUGUCUGGAAACUUCUGGAGUUUGUGACGAGCAGCCAUAUUGACUCUUCAAGCUAAGUUGACACCACCAGGAGCAAACGUCUGAGCUUCCAGACAUACAUUUCCCUCAAUGUUGGUCGAUAGAAUAUAUUU
Messenger RNA from Paralichthys olivaceus (Japanese flounder), 2227 nucleotides. It is a transcript of the gene wnt7aa, whose product is annotated as wingless-type MMTV integration site family, member 7Aa. Gene Ontology annotation, biological process: cell fate commitment; canonical Wnt signaling pathway; multicellular organism development. Gene Ontology annotation, cellular component: extracellular region. Lineage: Eukaryota; Metazoa; Chordata; Actinopteri; Pleuronectiformes; Paralichthyidae. Gene Ontology annotation, molecular function: cytokine activity; frizzled binding. The record is from RefSeq and is a predicted model, not a curated record.